Funneliformis mosseae is the source of this 171-nucleotide messenger RNA. The record is from the annotation of a GenBank genome assembly. NCBI's taxonomy places the organism in Eukaryota, Fungi, Glomeromycota, Glomeromycetes, Glomerales, Glomeraceae.
GAUAAUGAAGAUAAGUGGGUAAUUAAUCUUGAUGAAAUUAAUCCUGAUGAAUCAGUUAGUAAUAUUUCAGAGGCUAGUCAGGCUUCAGAUUCAGAGACAAACAUUUUAUUAGGAAGUAGUAAUAUGUGGUUGUAUUUUAAUAAGAAUCCAACUGAUGCAUUUGGUUAUAAU